AUGGCAGACAAUCAACCAUCCACCCCAUCCGCCGCAGAGGGCUUCCAGCUUCUCAAUAGCCAGAACUAUCCCGCAAAUUACGGAUACCGUGAAGCCAACCGUCUUAAUCUUCAGCAUUUUCUCUGGAGAGAAAGUUUCCAGUUUAACAUACACCCUUCCAUUCUCCCUCGUAUUAUCUCCAGCCCUCCGAGCGAAGCUCCUCUCAAUAUCGCUGAUAUCGUCUGUGGCACUGGGCUUUGGUUGAUGGAUGUUGCACGCGAACUGCCCAAGGCACAACUCGAUGGGCUGGAUAUCAACUUGGCCCUGGCCCCUCGCGAGCUGCCAUCAAACAUCGCCUUUCGCGAGUGGGAUCUCUUUCAGAACCCUGUCCCCCCUGAUCUCGUGGGGAAGUACGACCUGAUCCAUGUACGCUCGCUGGCAAUGAGACUGGCUGGCAAGGACCUCAAGUCUGUUAUCGGAAGAUUAUACCAACUACUUAAACCCGGUGGAUACCUACAAUGGGAUGAAUCAGACUACAAAAACAUGGGCGUUGCAAAGACUGAACCUGCAGUGACAGCACCAUCUCUCACGGAGCUUGCUAAACUAUGGCAUUCGGAUGGGCGCCAUGACUGGACGAUAGCAUUGCCUCAACUGCUGGGCGAGGAGGGAUUCCAGACUCUAGUUAAUGAACACUUUGAUGAUAAGCCUGAGUUGGUAACGGCGUUUCAUAGCCUGCAUCUUUUGACUCUAGAUGAGUUUGCUUUGGCGAUUAUUCGCAUGGGAAAGCAUGAGGCGGCGGCUCAGAUCUUUAAGAUGGUUAGUGACGGUAUUGAAGAACAUAGACAAGGUGCAACAUUGUCUAUUCCACGGCUUGUGGUUGUCGCGACCAAGUGA
Nannizzia gypsea CBS 118893 is the source of this 873-nucleotide messenger RNA. RefSeq lists its product as hypothetical. NCBI's taxonomy places the organism in Eukaryota, Fungi, Ascomycota, Eurotiomycetes, Onygenales, Arthrodermataceae. Bases 1 to 873 code for a protein of 290 amino acids. The record is from RefSeq and is a predicted model, not a curated record. The transcript has a single exon.